AUGAAGACUACCCUCAUCCUUCUUUCCGUCGUUGCCGUCGCAGUCUUCGCUCAGCCACCACCAAGUGGACCAGGCGGACAACAGAAUGGAUUAGGGCCACAAGGAGGAACAACUGCAGCUUCAGGACAACCACAACCACCACAACCAGGACAACCAGGAGGGCAACAAACUGGUUCAGGACCAGGAGCCGGACAACAACCGGGACAAGGACAAGGAGGAAACGGUGGAAUGGGUGGACAGCAAGGUGGACAACCAGGACAAGGAAAUGGUGGUAUGGGAGGAGGACAACAAGGGGGAAAUCAAGGAAAUAACCCAGGAAACUUUGGAAAGUAA
Molecule: messenger RNA, 333 nt
Organism: Caenorhabditis elegans
Lineage: Eukaryota; Metazoa; Nematoda; Chromadorea; Rhabditida; Rhabditidae
Gene: nssp-49
Product: neuronal small secreted protein
Exons: 1
Coding region: 1-333 (110 amino acids)
Source: RefSeq, marked reviewed